Pollicipes pollicipes is the source of this 3281-nucleotide messenger RNA. Its product is annotated as TLC domain-containing protein 2. NCBI's taxonomy places the organism in Eukaryota, Metazoa, Arthropoda, Thecostraca, Pollicipedomorpha, Pollicipedidae. The record is from RefSeq and is a predicted model, not a curated record. Gene Ontology annotation, cellular component: plasma membrane. Gene Ontology annotation, biological process: regulation of membrane lipid distribution; phospholipid homeostasis; membrane assembly. The transcript has 6 exons. The coding region runs from base 90 to 914 and encodes 274 amino acids.
GUCACGGGCUGCAAUUGCCUGUAGUAGCCGUGGUGGCGAGGGCGGCGUCGUUUGCGGUGUCGGAAGUGGGCGUGCGCGCCGCCCUCGUGAUGAUGGACUUCAUAGGCUGGCCUUGUUGGGUAGCGUUUGGAUGGCUUUUCUUUCAUUGUGCCAGUCACAUUAGCAGCCUGUUGGUUCCGGUUUCGGCUCGAAAGUCGCAAAUCCAAGCAUGGAAAUGGAAAAACGUGUCGGUGUCAUUUCUGCACUCGUGCAUCACCGGGGUUGGAUCAUGCGUCGAGUUUUAUUUUUGUCCAGAGUUGGCAGCUGAUGUGAUAAACGCAUACUCAAGGAGUGCCCAUGUUCUGGUGUCAUUCUCCAUAGGUUAUUUCAUUCACGACGCCCUCGACAUGGCAGUGAACAACAUGAAGAAGAGCACCUAUGAGCUCCUGGUCCACCACUUCUUUGUGAUCCUGUGUUUCGGCCUGGCGGUGGUCACGCGGCUGUACCUGGGAUACGCCGUCGUGGCGCUCGUGGUCGAGGUCAACUCGGUGCUGCUGCAUGUGCGACAGAUGCUGAUCGUGCAAGGUGUGGCCAAACACAACAAGUGGUACCGGCUCAACAGCUUGAUCAAUGUUGCCACGUUCCUGGUGUUCCGCAUCACCACGCUGGGCUGGAUGACGCGUUGGCUGGUGGUCAACCGCGACUCGGUCCCGCUGCCCGCCUACACUCUCGGCAGUGUCGCGCUGGCCACCCUGGUGGCGAUGAACAUCGUGCUGUUCUUCCGUGUGCUAUACGCCGACUUCCGGAAGGUGAAGCGGGAGGGCGCGGCCAAGCCGCCGCCAGCAGCCAGCAGACCCGACAAGAUCGACUCGGCUUUCCGCCGCUUAGUGCGGGGCACCGAGGAGGAGGAGGUCUUCAGCGACAAAAGGGAGUAGCCGGGGUCCAGCCGCCCGCACAGCCGCCGCCGGCCUGCCACUACUUAUGCGCCAGUCCGGACGGCUGUUUCGUCUCCGUAUUUUUAGACACGGUAACAGUGUUGCGUGUGAUUGACUCGGUUAGCUUUUGCUGUGGUUUUGCGUACCAGUAUUUGUUUAUCGCAUGUUCGUGUUGCUUCAUAACAUUCGAUUUGAUAGUCUGAAGUAGUUGUAGUGUGUGGCUAGUUUACAUUAAACCUUACCCAAUGUAUUCAAUCACUUCAGGAUGGUUACCAGGUUGUGUUAGUUGCAGUUUGUGGUCAUUUUGCAUUGAACGUUUCCCAGUGUUCUCUAUCACUUGAGAAUGACCACCCACAUAUGCUUCCAUGUUGUUCAACUGAGGUACCUCGAUAAAGUCAGUGUGACGCUGCACAACACGGCACUGGCUAAAGCAGCAGACGUUGCUCAGUCCUCAACGGUGAGCGUUGAGUCCAGGGCUGUUCACCAUAUACAGCAGCUUUACAGUGCUGACAUCAGCGGCGCUACGUUCGUCAUAACGACAUGAUCAUGUACAAAGCAUCUAGUGAUUGGGACUCGGGAUGUAGUCGGGUAAUGUUGCCUUGUGAUGUCGCACUGAUCAACUGUAACUUGCUGGUUGCGAUUGGCGCGGCAGUAAUCUGUAACCAGUGUAUCGGUGUCCUGGUGGGGCAGCAAGUGUUAUGGAACUGGCACGCACUCGGCAAUAGACAUUCGUGUUUGUGUCGUAACCGUAGCACAUUGGUGUUAUGAUGUCAAACGACUAGCUGUUGUCUUAUGUCUGGCAGCGUCCGGCGUGGAUUUGUAUUGCCCCGUGUCUGGUGUCACGUGUGUGUUAGCAUACCUGCCCUGUGUGCGCCCGCUUAUUGUGCGCUGGUGUGACGCGCGAGGCUCUGGACUGUACUAGCUUGUCUUGUGUGCGCUGUGCCCGGCACUCUCAGGUAGGAGCUGCGUCUAGCCCCCGCUCACUCCCGUCACUGACACACGUCCACUCUUGAGUGUGCCUGUCUUUGUUGUCUCGUGUCACCGUCACGCGGCCCGGGGAAUGUGUCUCCGUCUGGUGUCUCGCGUCGCACAAUGCAUGCCUGUGUCCCCAAGGGCGAAGUCACACCAGAUGCGUCGAACGUAAGUACGCAUGGGGCUGUGUCAGAGAAUGGACUUCGCCAGACCUUAAGAGUCUGUCUGUGACACAGCUGCGUGCGUAAUGGCGUCCGUUACACGUGGCGUGAGUUGGCCCUCACUCUUGGCAUGAGUUGACCACCACUCUGCCUCCCGCAUCACCCCUGAGCUUGGUGUUUGGGGCCUCUGACUGCCUUCCGGAUCGCCCCUGAGCUUGGUGUUGGUGCCUCUGACACUAACAUCGUUUGCCGUGAACUGUGUCAUUUUCAUUCUCCAUUGUCUUGUAUACUUUUUGCCCGGACACGGGUUGCCAAUCUCUGUUGCUGCUGCUUAACAAGCAUGAGCAUUCCACACCGUAAUACUAUCUCUGCUCCUGUUGUCCAAGGCGCCCCCCCAAACCCGACCAAGGUGAUACUAUCAAAUGGUGCGUUGGGCGGUUCACUGCGGCCGCUUCUGGCAGAUGUGACUAUUUUUACACAUGUGUACUGGGCUCAACCAGGGCCUGAUGGCGUAUUCGCUGCGGGACACUGUGACAGGUGGGCGCCACUUCUUGUCUUGUUUGAACUAACCGCGCGCACAGCGGAAUCCAUGAGGGACCGGCCCUCGCUGGUCAGCUCUACCUGACUGUCCAGGAACGCUUAUUUGAUUGCGCUGUGGACGCUGACAAAUUGUGCUGACUUGAGCCGUGGAUUUGGUUUAAUGUUUGCACCGUGCAGCAACAAUGUGCAUAAUUUGUAUAAUGGCUCAGCGAUACCGCGCAAGGUACUGUUGUCAAUGUCAGGGGUGGCGCCACCAGUCGACGAUUGGCGGAGGGGACGGAGGGGAAGGCAGAGUUCAAGACACAGCCUUUUUAUGUCACACCAUGGCCGUAAUGGGAAUUUCAAGGUCUUUUGGAUGGAGUGCGUUUGCCUUCUUUCGGGUGCUGCUACCCCUGCGAAGACUGUACCAAUCAGCGGAUGUUAGUUUUAUAUGUGUGCCGGGCGCCUACGUUCAAACCAAGACCAGUCGCAGCCAUAUGCGUACAUCACGUCGCAGAAUGGGUUUCAAGCUUCAUCGCAGCGCGGUGCGCCGCCAUCGUGGGGGUGUGCACCACAUCGCUGUUACCUGUUCGUCCCAAGCUGCGCGGCUGUGGGUCGGACGUCGGCGUGGUCAUGGCGGCCCCAGCUUCCCCGCAAUGUUCGUGACUCGCUGCGUCCAGCGGCGUGCUGUGUUUUGUAAUACACAGGCGUGGCA